Messenger RNA from Penicillium arizonense, 3327 nucleotides. RefSeq names its product guanine nucleotide exchange factor. Gene Ontology annotation, molecular function: protein binding; guanyl-nucleotide exchange factor activity. Lineage: Eukaryota; Fungi; Ascomycota; Eurotiomycetes; Eurotiales; Aspergillaceae. The record is from RefSeq and is a predicted model, not a curated record. The transcript is spliced from 2 exons. Gene Ontology annotation, biological process: Ras protein signal transduction; positive regulation of GTPase activity. Bases 1 to 3327 code for a protein of 1108 amino acids. Gene Ontology annotation, cellular component: plasma membrane.
AUGGAUCAAUCGGAGCCCCCGAGGCCUGUCUUUCACAACUACCUGCGCGCCUUUUACCCUUUUCACCCGGCCGGAAAUGUCUCCCCUUCGACCGUUACUCUUCCGCUGGAUCAAGGAGACAUCGUCUUGGUUCACUCUGUUCACACCAAUGGCUGGGCCGAUGGUACCCUAUUAGAUUCCGGGAAUCGAGGCUGGCUACCCACGAAUUAUUGCGAAGCAUACGACCAAUUGCCCAUGCGCCCUUUGCUCAAGGCCUUGACUGAUUUCUGGGACAUCAUUCGAGGAGGAUGCGGGUCAUCAUUGAAGGAUUUUGGAAACCAAGAUUUGAUGAGAGGCCCUAUCGCUGGCGUUCGGUUUCUUUUGGAAAAGUCAGAAUGUCUCACGAGAGAAUCGCCCCUGGUAAGGAGAUUCGAUGGACUGCGAAGGAUCCGGAAGGCAUUGCUCUCUGAUUUGUCUUCGCUGGUGAAAACUGCGAAGAAGUUUCAGGAAAUUGCCAACGGGACACCGUCGGAUGAUGAGGUCGAGGGAAUUUUGGAUGAAAUGCUUCUGAAGGCUUUCAAGAUCGUCACCCGCGGGGUUCGAUUCCUCGACGUCUGGAAUGAAGAGGUUGGCUUGAGCAGGACUAUUGCUGAGUUGGAAUCAAACGAGCCCCGAGGCCAAUACGACAUGCCACCCACGCCGGCUUCCGAGAGCUUCUCUUGCGAAACAGAAGGCCCUGAACGCAACGAGUCACGAAUGAUGGAAUCACGAAUGGAAUCACGCAUGGAGUCGCGUAUGAUGGAGUCGCCACGCAUGAGCCGCAGCCGUAUGGACAUGAGCCGGGCAUCAAUUCGAACCGAAUCAUUUGAUCACCCACCUCGACCAGUGUCCGUUGCCACGAAGCGAGUUUCUGUCUCUCAUCGCAUGUCAUUCUCCAAUCCUUCUGCAUCUAUCCGCGCUCAGAACCUGGCAUCAGAGCGUCUCGGAACCACAUAUGAUGCGUUCCUUGGAGUGCUUGGGUCGUUCAUUGGACUUCACAUGCAGUCUCGUUCAUCAACGGAGCUGGUUGUCACCACUCAGCAGGCUGUGCAAUCCUGCCGGGCUUUGCUUAACGUAGUUGAGUCAGUCUGCGAGCAUGAUACCCAGCGUAGUGUGCUCCUAGACCAGGCCCGCGAGGAAAUGUGCGAGAAGUUGUCUGAGCUUGUCCACGCUGCGCGCGACGUGUUUCGUCCAGCUCAUUCCUCUGACGACGAUCUGGUCUUCAUGCCAGAUGAAGGCAAACGCCUUGUUGACGCUGCCACAGACUGUGUCCGAGCUGCUGGUAACUGUUUGGCGAAGGCUCGCCUGGUGCUUGAGCAAAUUGGGGACAUUGAACUUGACCCUGAGAACACAGAGAUUCAGUCUUUAGAACAAAAACCAGAAGAACGACAGGAAAUCUCCCUUCGUCUUCCCCCUCCUCCUCUUCAGAUCCCCAGCACCACCUACUCUCCCCCUACCCCUGCUCUUACCGACGCCACUACUCCGUCUUCCUUCCAAUCUCAUAUCACCAACAGUCCCGCCAACCUCUCCGCCUUGUCUUCUCUACCUAACUCUGCCAUCCUUCCCACUCAUCCCGAGAAUAUGGCUUCCUUCUCAUCCGCCGACAGUGGAUAUCCUGAAAGCCAUGGCAAGUCUGAGAUGACCGAAUCAUUUGGCCGCGGUGUGACAAGCAAUGGCAGCAGCUUCACAUACAACAGCCAUGCACGUGACUCAGAGAUGAGUGGUGUUUCUCAGACGUCCACCCGGGCUACCUCGCCUGAUAUCGGUGGUAGCUUCCCAGGAAGCUUCCAUGGCCCCUCGCUAAAGGAAAGUGUCAGCCGUUCGACUCUCGCCGAGGAGAAUGAGGAGACGGAGGCUCAUCUCCUGGAGAAGACCUACGCCCACGAGCUAAUCUACAAGGAGGGAUCGGUGAUGGGUGGUAGCCUUCGCGCUCUCAUUGAGAAGCUCACUGCUCACCAGUCCACCCCCGAUGCCAUGUUCGUCUCAACAUUCUACCUCACCUUCCGUCUCUUCGCCACGCCCAUUGAAUUCGCUGAGGCUCUCGCUGAACGAUUCGAGUACAUCGGUGAUACUCCCCACGCUGCUGGACCCGUCCGCCUGCGUGUUUACAACAUCUUCAAGGGCUGGCUGGAGUCGCACUGGCGCCACGACCGUGACAACAUCGCCCUGGAUUUCAUUCUCCACUUUGCCAAGACGAGACUGGUUGCUGAUCUGCCCACUGCUGGCAAGCGACUGAUUGACUUGGGAGAGAAGGUGUCCGCAGUUCACGGCCCUGUUGUGCCUCGCCUGGUUUCAUCCAUCGGCAAGACCAACACUUCAAUUGCAUCAUACAUCCACCCCGAUACUCCUCUGCCUCCUCCUAUCCUCAGCAAGAAGGAGACCAACCUUCUCAAGCAGUGGAAGAACAACGAAGCCUCGAUUAGCAUCCUUGACUUUGACCCUCUCGAGCUCGCUCGGCAGUUGACUAUUAAGGAGUCCCGCAUCUUCUGUUCAAUUCUCCCAGAGGAACUCCUCGACACGGAAUGGACCCGGAAGUCCGGCUCACUGGCUGUCAAUGUUCGCGCCAUGUCCACUUUGUCGACCGAUCUCGCCCACCUGGUUGCUGACUCCAUCUUGAAUCUUGAGGAGCCCAAGAAGCGUGCUGCCACCAUCAAGCACUGGGUUAAGACUGCCAACAAGUGUCUCGAGUUGAACAACUACGACUCACUCAUGGCCAUCAUCUGCUCAUUGAACUUGUCAAUGAUCUCCCGGCUCAAGAAGACAUGGGACAUUGUUUCCCAGAAGACCAAGACGACUCUCGAGAACCUUCGCAGCAUCGUCGACGUCUCUCGCAACUACGCCGUGCUUCGUCAACGCCUCCAGAACCACGUGCCUCCCUGUCUGCCCUUCGUCGGUACUUACCUGACCGACCUCACCUUCGUCGACCACGGCAACCAGUCGCUUCGCACCCUGUCUACCGAUGAUAGCGAGAUGGCAGUGAUCAACUUCGACAAGCAUAUGAAGACCGCCCGCAUCAUCAGCGAGCUCCAACGCUUCCAGAUUCCCUACCGCCUGACCGAAGUCCCCGAACUCCAGGCUUGGUUGCAGAACGAGCUUGUGCGCGUACGCUCCAACGGCGAAAUCACCGCCCAAACCUUCUACCGCCGCUCCCUGGUCCUCGAGCCCAGAGAAGCAUCUCGCAGCGGAAACACCCUCCAGUCGCAGACAUCCGACUACAAUCCCUCACUUCUCGACAAUGCCAAAGACAAGUUCGACUUCCUCUCCUGGACCAACCAGUCCAAGGCAAAGUCCGUCCCAACGCAUGGUUAA